Plasmopara halstedii is the source of this 1120-nucleotide messenger RNA. RefSeq lists its product as uncharacterized. The transcript has a single exon. NCBI's taxonomy places the organism in Eukaryota, Oomycota, Peronosporomycetes, Peronosporales, Peronosporaceae. Bases 585 to 800 code for a protein of 71 amino acids. The record is from RefSeq and is a predicted model, not a curated record.
AAACAAAGAGCCUACAUUAUCAACCAUGUCGAGCGAGAUGAAUGACGAGAGCUUUGCUCAACGUAGACAAGUAGUUGGGGUAAACAAUCCAUAGCAGGAAUAUCGGCUGGCCAAGAUACAAGAUGAUGUAAUUCACUGACUACGCCAUGACUAGGUUGCUCAGACCCAAAGAGAAGUAUUAUCUGAGUACGAUGAUCGAAUUCGAAAGCACUCCAUGGAUAUAAUCUGCUAAGUCAAGAAGUGGUUUGAACACCGAAGUGAGGGAUCGACGUUUCGCCAGAUCGCAUAGUGGCUUGACUUUGAGAUCUACCAGUUGAUGCUCAAGUCGACCAGUGUCGGCUGUGUCAAACAGCUCUAGUGCAUAACUACGAACUAGUUCUGGUGAGCGAGAAAAAAGAAGUUUAACAGACUUCGCACGAAAUGAUUCAAGCAAAAGCACUACAAAAAUCUCCAAGGUCGAAGAAGACAGGCAAAAAUACCACGAACGAUUUGGGAACAAGUGCAGAAGCGCAAGAAUAUUUUUGCAGUGAGGAUCAAACAAACUUGGAAAUGGCAAUAAUGACGCACCAAGAGAUGAAGCGCAAAUGUUGUUUCAAAGCGAAGGAAGACGAAAUGGAUUGCCAUCCUUCCACUCGGUUGUUUCUGUUUGUGCAGAGCUUAAAGUACCCAAAGUUUUGGUUUUGUUUACUUUAGCACUUCCAGCUCCAAAUCGACUUGGUUUCACAACAGACGCGUCAAUGAAUCAAGUGCUAUCUCAUCAAACAACAUUUUUUGCCGCAUCCAAUCUGCAUCUAUUCUAGCUGCCACUAUAGACCUUGACGAAUCGGUUGAUCAGGAGGUAGUCAACAUCUUUUAAGAUGUUCUUCUAUCUCCUCAAGCUCAACGACUUCAACAACUAAGCUCCACUUUUACUCACUUGCCCCGUGACUCUGGCUGCACAACUAGAGGCUUAGUACUCCCCGACGCAUCACAGUAGACCUUUGACAAUAUGCAUUUGAAGACUUAAUACCUAGUUAAGAAGAUAAACCUUUCGAUUACUUUUAAAUUAAUUACCUCUUCACACAGAAACUUCCUUCUUCUCUAUCUAUUACUAAAGGGCAAGAAGUCGUCGACGUGGCUU